Messenger RNA from Coregonus sp. 'balchen', 1776 nucleotides. The record is from the annotation of a GenBank genome assembly. NCBI's taxonomy places the organism in Eukaryota, Metazoa, Chordata, Actinopteri, Salmoniformes, Salmonidae.
AUGUCACCGACAACAUAUGAUGAAAAUAACCAAGAUGACUUGUUCUCCAACACAGUGUUUGCCUCAGACAUGCUGGUGAGUAGCUUGAGUUCCUUUACUCUUCAAGGUAUUAGAUCAACCUAAGACCAAAUGGUAUUUCCAAUGGUGAUGUCACAUCCAGAGAUCCUGCUAAGUUAGGGAUUCCUUAUCUCCCAGUAGUGAUACAGUUUGUGAAUCAUUCACCUUAGAUAAAGUCAACUUGUCUUAUUUCUGAAGAAUUGGCCAAAGCCCCACAGUCUCCAGCCCACCCAUGGCCAACUUACAGAACCGCCCUUACAGGUUAGCUGUCUGAACACAAUUCAACAUGCCACUGGUUUUCACUUUCAUUAUGGGGGCCCUUAUUAUAGUGUCUGCAAUGUUAUAAUGUGCUUUGACUGUAAGUCGCUUUGGAUAAAAGCGUCUGCUAAAUGGCAUAUUAUUAUUAUUAUUAUUAUUUAUUGAAAUGUUGAUCUCUACUCUCUUAGCCCCCAACCAAACGGCAUGCUGCCCACUUUAGAUAGAUCGUCUUUGACCAACCCUACAAGCCCUACAGGCAAACCCUUGUAAAACUGUCAAAUAGAAUGUAUCCAAAAUUCAUGCUAAGAAAAUAAUGUAGGAAUUAUUAUUUUUGAAGCUUGUUUUGCUAAAUAAACCCCAAAAAUCUGGAAUUAUUAUGUGUUCCUCUUUUCACAAUAAAAAAUAUUAUUGUUUACUAAAGUAUUCUCUAUAUUCUCUAAGCCCUUCACCAAACAGUAUGCGGCCCUCUUCAGAUAGAUCAUCUUUGGCCAUCCCUCCAAGCCAGCCAUACAAGUAAGAACCUUGGUGUUGUUUGUUUUCGGUCUGAUACUUUGUUCAAUGGCAGUGAUGUCAUACCCGUUCUGUGCGUAUAACCAUGUUCUGGGUGGUGGACUAAAAAUGGAAACAAAAUUAGAGAUGACAACAAGACAACGCCCCCUCAACAGAUUAUGAGUAGUCACCCAGUGAUUUGAGGAGCAAGAGUCAUGAUGACUCUUAUCCAUAUCCAUAUCCAUUAUGGUAUUUUCUCUGUCAUUGAUGAAAGGGAAAAUACCAUGAGUAUGCUACCCACUUUAGAUAGAUCAUCUUUAUCCAACCCUGAAAGCCAGCCAUACAAGUAAGCCUCUGUCUUUUGAUUUGUGUGUUUUCAAUCUGAUACAGUUCUUUGUUCCAUGACAAGUUAUGAUUGUGUGCCCUACAUUAUUAUGAUUGUUUUGAUAUGGUUUGUCUGCUCCAGGAAGUUGACUAGUUUUCUGGUUUCAGCUAUGCUACAGGUAUGACCCAGCCCCUGGGUAACCCCUAUCCCAAGUCUCCAUCGCCAAGGAACCCGUAUGAAGAGAGAGCGCCACCUCCAGACCGUUAUGAUGACCAGCACAUGAGACCAACACAGCCCCCACCAGGACACAACGGCAUGAUGGUGAGGGUUUGAUUACUCCUACUGAACAGUAUGAUGAAUUCAACUGAUCAACUGGACAAGCAAACUGCAGGGCGAAACUGUGGCUAAAACAUUUGGUUUUAAUCUUAGCCUAAAGGUCCAUAUUAGUUAGACCAGGCUGAUAUAGAAAAGCAGCAUUUUGACAUGAGAUCAUUGCACUGUGUUUUGACAUGAGAUCUGUUUGUAUCUUCCAGAGAGAAGGCAUGUCUGGGUAUCCUGCACCAAGUUCACCUGCUCCACUCUACUCAGCACCGGAGUACAACCCCAGUUCCCAGUUUCCCCGAGCCCAGAAAGGGAGACUCUACUGA